This is a messenger RNA of Centruroides sculpturatus (bark scorpion), 1418 nucleotides long. RefSeq names its product fibronectin type 3 and ankyrin repeat domains protein 1-like. The transcript is spliced from 10 exons. Gene Ontology annotation, cellular component: nucleus. The record is from RefSeq and is a predicted model, not a curated record. Lineage: Eukaryota; Metazoa; Arthropoda; Arachnida; Scorpiones; Buthidae. Gene Ontology annotation, molecular function: protein binding. Bases 304 to 1266 code for a protein of 320 amino acids. Gene Ontology annotation, biological process: regulation of apoptotic process.
AGUAAAAAGUCAAAAAAGGUUAAAACAAAAGAGCGUAAAACAUCAGAUUUGAAAAAUUUGAUUCAAGUUGAUGAGAUUGAAUUGCCUCCUCCUGAAGCUCCAAUAUGCACUGCUGUAACUUUUAAUUCCAUCUCACUACAGUGGGACCAAGAUGAUCUCAGUGAUGAUAAACUUUACAUAGUGCAAUAUUCGCAUCAGAAAAAGAAAUGGGAUACUGCGUACAACGGUUAUGCAAAGAGCGAAGUCUUGAAAUCUCUUCCACCAAAUACAGUUUUUUACUUUCGAGUAAAGUACAAAAAAGGUAUGGCAGAAAGUGAUUGGUCGAAUAUUACUGAAGUUACAACAGCCAAAGAGCCUCUAAGCAUGCUUGAUCUGCAUAAAGCAGUGCAAAGUGAAAAUUUAUCUAAAGUAAUCAGUAUUUUAGAAAGAGAUGAACACCAUCAAUUAAAAAUAGAUUCCCCAGAUCACUAUGGAUUAUCUGUUUUGAUGAGAGCCAUACUAAGGAAUUGCAACGAUAUAGCUGAAGUACUUAUUAAGCAUGGCGCCGACAUCAAUUAUAGUGAUGCUAGUGGAAGAAAUUGUCUAAUGACAGCUUGCUUUAUCGGGAACUUGGAAGCUACAAAACUUCUGAGAAAAUUAGGAUGUAAAUGGACCACCGUUGAUAAAUUCGGAAACACGCCUUUGCAUUGUGCGGUUGAAGGAAAUAGCUUGGAAGUUAUUAAAUGGGCGAUUAAAGAUGGAGUCGAUAUUCAUGCAACAGAUAAAAAUGGACUGACGCCGCUUCUGAAACAUGCUCUUAAUGGAGGUUCUAGCGAAAUAACAAAAUUGUUAAUAUUAGAAGGCGCAAAUAUCGAUGCACAAGAUAUAUAUGGUAACACUGCUCUAAUUUUAGCUACUGUUAGAAACAAUCCAGAAAUUGUUCGAGAGUUAAUCGCUAAUAACUGUGAUUGGUCUCUACCAAGUUAUUACAAUAGAACCGCCAUCGAAAUCGCUGAAAGUCUUGAUCGUAGAGUGAUAAUACAACUUCUGAGCAAGUUCAAAGAUGAAUUAGAAAAUGAAGCUAAUAAGAAAAUGUUGAAAGAUAUAGAUCCGGAAAAAUUAAAAAUGCAAGAGACAAAUGAUGAUAAUAAAGAAGAAGCCUUCCUUCCAGAUAAAACACCGAUUUACAAAAUUCCGAAAUUACAAGCAUCCUUCAAAGAGCUAAAGGAUUCAAAACUCGAUGAUAUCGAUGACGAUUCGAAACCCGAAACAAGCUCUAAUGUAUAAGAUUUCAGACGCCUUUGAUUCAAAAGCUCUAUUGAAUCUCAAAUUGCAGACACCGAAAUAAAUAACGAAGAUUUAUUUUAUUAAUGUUUUUGAAAAUAAUUUUCCUACUGAAUUCUUCAUUAUAAUUAUAGAAAUUUAACAUACUAUUCUAA